AGGCGCAGCAGCAGCAGCAACAGCAACAGCAGCAACAACAACAACAGCAGCAGGUCGGCUCACCGGGAAACGGAAAUGUGGGAAAGAAUAGUCCAUCUCCCGGAAAUUCAUCUUCUCCCGGUACGGUUGUAACUUCCAAUAAAACCCAAACGGAAUCAAAACCGGUGGAAUGCAACCUGUGCCAUCGAAAAUUUAAAAACAUACCAGCCCUUAAUGGUCAUAUGAGACUCCACGGUGGUUACUUCAAAAAGGACGCGGAGAACAAGAAAAGCGAGAAGAAAGAGGUCGUCGGACCGCCUCUGCAGACAGCAUCCGUCAGUGUGAGAGCGCUUAUCGAGGAAAAGAUCAUUCAAAAAAGAACAACAGCAGUGGAUGCAAAUGGCAAUCAGCAGUUUCGAACGAAUACCACCGUCUUCACCACGCAAGCCGACGCCGUCUCGCAAGCCAUUGCUGGCAAGACGAACUUCGCGGUUCCGGCUCCACCGCCCUUGGCAGCGGGGGAAAAGGUGCGUCGGCUUUCCGAUGGUGAACACUUCCGGCAUCCCAAUGUCACCGUGAGUGCCCAUGCGAUUGUGCAAAAGCAGUUGCAGGAAGCGAAAACUCAGGCUCAGGCGCAAGCGCUUGCGGAUAUGAUUCUAAAGGGUGCGAAAGUGGCUGUAAAGAGAACAACGUCCGAUCCGGGACAAAGAUUACACUUGACUUACCAGCAGCCCGUGCAAUCGGCGACGACCAACCAACAACCGAAUAAUCAACAGCCACAGGCACAACCUGCGGUAACGGAAAAUUUCACAAUGACUGGAUACGCCGAGGAUGGCGGUUACUUCAGCCCAAGCCUGCAGGACGAGGUGUUUCAGCAGGUCACAACGGUUCCUGAAAGCGUGCUCCUGCACACGUCCCAGCUGGACUCGAUUCAGUUUCAGACGGCCAGUCUGUUGCAAGAACAAUCCACCGAACAGUUGCAGGAUAUCACGCUGGAGGACCGAUAUUCCUCGCAGCACACGGUCAAUCCGGAUCUUCAAGCAUUGGUGAACUCACCACUGCCAGAUUCUCUGGCCGAAUUCAGUACUUAUGCCGCGCAAUACACAGAAAGUCCUCAUACAUUGCCAACCCAAUCGCCUCUGCCAUCGCCUUUAACGCGACACGAUAGUCCAAGUUUCACGUAUCCUACACCACCAGCCAGUCAGGAGGGUCUACUCACCGGAAGUCUGCCGUUGCUGAGUCCUCAGGAGGAUCCGGAGAGCGUGAGGCAUAUGUCGUCGCCGCUCUCGGCAGCGUUUUAUACCACUUCGAUGUCGUCCGCCGCGGCCGUGGAGGAGGCACUGAACGAGGUGCUGCCGGGUGAAUCCGAGGCGGACGCGGGUCUCUACGGGUCCGGUUCGCCUAAUCCGCACUCGCCACUGCCAAGCCCAUUGUCGGCGACGUCGGCGCCGUCGCCACUGCCGCCGUCCUCCGUCUCGUCGCCGGGAGCAAUCACCUUCACCGGCACGAGCUUCCCCGUGUCACCGCAUCACGCGCUUCAAAGCCAGAUGAUGCCGAACUCGGAGGAUCCGCUACUCUCCUCGACCUCGAAGGACUUUGCCGUUUCUGGUCGCAGGCGAUUCGAGUUUCAAUCGUACAAACUAAUCACGAGUCAGAAUCUGAUGGAUCUUGGUCUCGGGAACGGUAGUCUCGCCGGCAUCGUCGUCGACAACAACGGCGAGUUUAAACUAAUACAGACGGCGAGUCUGCAGAAGGCAAAUGUACUCGUACAGGCAGGCUCUCUCAGUCCCGCACUCACGUUCAAGAAAGAGAUCCGUCUGGCAACACCAAAAAACGAGCCUGUGACCGUAAAUCUCGGUCAGAACGUUCAAACGACAAAUCAGCAACAGUGCAACGCAGAACAGUUCAAUCAACAGCAAAUCGUCAACCCGGCCAAGUUUUUUGUUCAAACUAAUCAUGCGGCAAAGAAUAAUAUCUUGAGACAAAAAUCGACUGCCGGAAAUUUACCAAUACCUAUUGAUCAGAUCAAGCAGGAAAUGUUAGACGAGGAUGUGUUUCUCAGUCCUGGUAGUUUACCCACCAACAGUCCCGUGCGACACUGUCGGAAGAGGCCACGUAUGGACGGUGACCAAUAUGUCAAUAGUUCGCAUUCUUAUCCAUCAAGGUUGCGAAAAGCUUGCGACCGCCAUUGGGACAGUAGCUACACACCACCGCCGAUCUUAGAUCCGUCUCGUCCCGGUCCGGGAUUAUACGCGAGACUGCAUCAACACGAGAGAGAUUCGGACUUUAGUUCCGAUGAUUCUCAAGGGAACGACGGUCCACCGCCGAGAAUCAACAUCGGUACAAGAUAUCAAGCCACAAUACCUCCAAUAGAACACGAUGGAGACAGAGGAAACGACGGGCCAGAAGCUGACCAUCUUCUGUGGGAUCCUGGCAUAAACCAUGUGCUUACAGACACUGAACUGGAGAUGUACCUGCAGUUCGCGUGUUGUGCCGCGGUGCCAGGCGGUGGUAGAAACAAGGAGUAUGCGCUUCAUCUGUUACACAUGUGCAAAGGGAAUAUCCAUGAAGCGAUGGUGAAAUUGAUGCGACCAACGCCUACACUACCAAUGGAGCAUCCACUGCUCAGUUACGAGUGCCACGAGUCCGACAGAUGGACGUCACACGAAAUGGACGCGUUCUAUCAGGGACUGCUCAAGUACAACAAGGACUUUUCUGCGAUUUCGCGAGACGUCGGUGCCAAGUCCGCGAAACAAUGCGUGCAGUUCUACUAUCUUUGGAAGAGGCUCUGUCCUGAUGAGUACAAGAGGCUACGUAUUUGUCAUGGAAAAGUGAAAAUCAAGAGCGAGAUUAGAGAUAGUAAGGAUACCAAAGAACUACGCGAUGCUAUCGCGUCCGUGACAGAAAUGGACUUCAGUGAAGACAAAUCGAUCCUUCAUCGUACUCUGUUACAAACAAACGAAAGAGAAAAUUCAGCGACUCUGACUACCAGCGAAGGAGAGCUGAGGUUAUUCGCAUAUGACUGCCCAGAUAGCUUUAGCGGAAGUGUAACAGUAACGAUGGCCGGGAGCACCCAAACCGCCCAAAUCGGCAAUACCGGCCACGCCACAGUCAACACCAACUCACAAACUCACACUAGUUCUGAGCAACAACUACCCGCGCCUACCCCACUUCACUACCCCUGCAAGAUUUGCGGGAAAGUUUUCAACAAAGUGAAAAGCAGAAGUGCCCACAUGAAAUCUCACAGGCCAAUACCCUUGCCCGAUUCAACGGGUCAGGAAUCUAAGCGAUCCAUGCAACAGUCAUCAAAAACGCAACAAUCAAUGCUGUCGCAGCCAAGCCAACAGCAACAGCAGCAGCAACAGCAGACGGACAAUGCUACACCGCAAGCUCAAGACCAUCAACAACAACUGUUGUCCGCGAGUAUCAGUGACAGCAACACCAAAAAUACAACACAUUUAUGUCACAAUCCGACGAGACCCCCAUAGGACAAGAUCCAAGUAAUUAAACUUAAACUACCUUAACGAAGGCUGUAAUGAUACUGUAGGAAAGUAAUAUGGUCGCGCGCGGUACAGGCAGGCUUUAAAAUAAUAGCGACCGUCGCACAAUCGUUACGAAUAAUAUUGAAAUAUCUUUUUAUGUAAACAAGACCUUUGCUCACAAUGGGGCAGGUUGCGUAAGUGAACUUCCAAGAUAGAUAGUUUCAAAAACGCCAAUACCUCUACCCACGCGAAACUGUAUAAGAGAGAGACCGGUAAGUCUAUCAAGUCAGAUAAACUAAUUGAAUUUAUGAGACUCAUAUGGAGUAUGUAUCGUAGUCGGCCGUUCAGAAAAA
Messenger RNA from Pogonomyrmex barbatus (red harvester ant), 3814 nucleotides. RefSeq lists its product as uncharacterized. The record is from RefSeq and is a predicted model, not a curated record. Gene Ontology annotation, biological process: regulation of transcription by RNA polymerase II; negative regulation of DNA-templated transcription. Gene Ontology annotation, cellular component: transcription regulator complex; histone deacetylase complex. Gene Ontology annotation, molecular function: transcription corepressor activity. Lineage: Eukaryota; Metazoa; Arthropoda; Insecta; Hymenoptera; Formicidae.